Triticum aestivum (bread wheat) is the source of this 1967-nucleotide messenger RNA. RefSeq lists its product as uncharacterized. The transcript is spliced from 4 exons. NCBI's taxonomy places the organism in Eukaryota, Viridiplantae, Streptophyta, Magnoliopsida, Poales, Poaceae. The record is from RefSeq and is a predicted model, not a curated record. The coding region runs from base 338 to 1066 and encodes 242 amino acids.
UUUUGCAGAAACACCCCUGCAUUUGAGAGUAUUCGGUCCGUGAUCCUUAUGUGUAUUAUUUUGCAGGGGCGGCCAUGGCAGGGAGGGGAGGCGACGCUGCGCUCCGGAUGCGGCAGGGAGGCGGAAGCCCCGCGAGGAGACGAAGGAGCAGAAAAUGAAGAGGCAUGGAGGAGAGGCGGGCGAGCGGGAAGGGCUGGGGCGUCGCCCACGACGCCGAGCUUGACGGCGGCCUUGCGGUGGCGCAGCCGGCAAGGACCUGUCGGAUCUGGCCGGAUCCGGUGGGAUACGGCGCGCAUGCGGCGGAUCUGGAAGGAAGGCGACCGGGGCGUGGAGUACGAUGGCUGACAUGCGCGGCAUGGCCGAAACCGACGAGAGAAGAGAGAGAUGGAGAGAAAAGAGAGGACGGGAAGGAGACGAGACGCCAGAGGAGAGAGAAGGGGGUGGUGGUCACUUCAACGGGCUGCAGCGCGGCGCCGCCCCGGCCGCUGAGCCUGCCCGACCGCCCCGUCGCCAAGUCGCCACCCCACUGACUGCCCUGGGCUCGCCCUUUAAACCAAUUCAGAGCCAGCGAUUGUUGCCCACAUCGCCGAACCUGGCUCCCCUUCUCCACCCCAGCAAGCACGCGCGCUUGAAGGCGCCCAGGAGCUCGCCGGCAACACUCAGCAGACGCAGGAGAGCUGCGUGCCUGGUGCGUGUGAAUGUGUGGACGCGAGGCAUUGGAGGCCUCAGCAAGUUAACAAAUUAUAUUGCCCUGUACUACUUUUUAACAAAUUGGCUCCUACAAAGACUAAUGGAAGGAUCAUCAGACCAACGUAGUCAAAUUGUCUGCUUCAAAUUUUCGGUUUUGGAGCUGAUCAGUAGCACGCUGACAUGCAUCAGGAAGCCGACGGACAGCCAUAGUAGGAAGGCGUGGAUCUUGAGCUGCAGCGACAACGACAACUUGGGCGUUACCUGCAAAAAUACAACAGUUCAAGGGUUUAACCAAGUUCAACUAUUCAGACUAUUGACUAGGGACGAUAUUUUCAGUCCUACUGAGUCUGCAAAGGAUGAGCCAAGCCAAGAUUAAUUAUGGUUUUGGUAAAUUGCAUCGGUUUACUUAUGUACCUGCUCCUUAGAUGACUGUGUAUUUGUGAUUCAGUCGUUGAAAUUUGGGUGCUUUCUUCGAGUGUCCUGAAAAAUGGUUCAAUGCGUGUUUGCCAGAAACUGUAGAUUAGCAAGACUAACUUGUGUUGAGCAUGUCAGUCUAUGUGUGGGCACGAGUGACAAUGUAAAUUAUGGUAGACACGAUUUUCUUGAAAAAAGUCCCGGAGACGGGCUGCUGCUGCUGCUGCUUUUAAUAGCCAAAGUGGAGACUGCAGUUCUAAGACUUCAAGGAGGAAAGGAAUACAUGGUUGCUACUUGGAGAGGUGAGUUGUUUCCCUGCAGAACAAUAAAUCUCUUAGAGUUGUUUAACUGAACCUGUUCCACUCUCAUUGUUAUGUUGAGAUAAAAAAAUUUAUUGGUCACUCAGUGCCCAAACUGUCGUGGAUUAAUUUGACUUGAAUUGGAUUGUACUUCAAGAGUCCACAAGAUGUCAUUUCUGAGUGUGGUACUAAUUUCGGCACAUAGCACCAAUUUCUAAAAAUAAGGCUGGGCAACAUGAGCCAACCACAGGGGAGGAUGUUUCAAGAGAAUAAACUCACUGUAGUUGCCGAAUUGGUAUUAGUAAGUUGCUGUUUCAACUUCCUAGAGAACAACAGGGGGUGUAUUUUUUUUACUAUUAUUAGUUGCAGCACAUGGCGACGAUGAUGAGGACUUGUAUUUUUAAGAUGCUGCACCUCUGUUUUUUGUUGAUCUUUGUUUCAUGUAUAUAUGUACAUUCUAUGGAAAUGUAUCAUCGGAAAUGUGAAUUCAUAACUCUAUGGUUGAUGUAUCUAUUGAUAUUGACGUGUCUAUUAAUAUUAAGUUCUUUUUUUAAUUGUUUCUUA